UAUGAUCAUCCGCUAGGGUCGGUACAGAUUAGAUUAACGUUGGGCGUGGUUUACUAUUUACUGUAGCAUUGUUGAUUGACUGUUGUUACUGUAGUAUGUACGCACUUAAUUCUUGGGCCUCUGAAGUAGAAACUCAUGUUGUAGAGAGGAUUAGGAUAAUAAUAUUGCCUAUUCAGUGUGAUCAAUACAUUUUUGUCAAAUAAAUCGUAAAACUUAAAAAAAAAGUAAUUAUAAGUAAGUAAUAUACAUCUGCUUUUUCAAAUUUGCUACAAGCGUCAAAUAAUAAUAUAAUGGCUGACGUUACUGAAGAUAUGUGCGCUGCUGUAGACGAUAAGUUUGUCCAAGAUAUUUUGGAAAACGAUUACGGUUUUAUUAAUGGGCAAGUUCGAAAAUUGGAUGGUUACGAUGACAAGAAUUUUCAUAUUACAAACGCAAAAAGUUGUUCUGAAGGAAUAAAAUUUCCAUCCGAAGGAGUAGUGAUAAAGUUUGUCAAUUCUGUAGACGCAGCCAAUAUUUCGUUAAUGGAAGCGCAGACAAAACUAAUGCAACAUUUAAGUGACUCCGAAAUUAAUUUUCCUACACCAAUGUUAAACAAAAAUGGACAAGGCUAUCGAAGUCUGGUUAUAAAUGGUAAAACACACGUUGUUCGCAUGUGUAAGUAUAUCGAAGGUAUCACAUUAGAAAACGUUCAAUUAGACAACGAUUUGGCAGACAAUUUCGGAUCGUGCGUUGGAUAUUUGACGAACAAAUUUCGAACUUUCGACCACGAAGGGUUUCACAGACAGGAGCAUAUUUGGGCUCUGGAAAAUGCAGCUAAUGUGCUCAAGUUUAUUGAUGUUUUCGACGAACAAAACCAAAGAGACAUGAUUAAAAACGUUCUAAAUAAAUUCCAAAGCUCAGUGCUGUCCCAAAAGGACCUGUUGGAAAAAAGUAUCAUUCACGGUGACCUUAGCUUCAACAACAUUAUCGUUAAAGACAAAAAAGUAAGAGGAGUCAUCGAUUUUGGCGACGUGGUAUGGUCUCUCACGUUUUUCGAAUUGGCCGUUUCGUUGUGUUAUUUGAUAAUACAAGAGUUUAAAAACGAUAACCCGAGCCUAUCAAACGUGGCUAUUCGGCCAUUUAUAAAAGCUUACCAACGGCACAGAUCCCUCAGCGGUUUGGAACUGUCGCUGUUACACACGAGCGUGUGUGCCAGAAUAUGCCAGAGUCUGGUGUUGGGAAAGAAAACAAGCCUAAGAGAUUUGACCAACCUGUACGUGCUGUCGACCCAAAACAACGGAUGGAAAGCACUGAUAAGUUUAUUAGACAUCAGCGAAGAACAGUUCGCCAAACUUGUCUUACAAGAAUGAAUGCUCGUGUAAACUUUUCAUGCUUGUAAUAAUCAAAAUUUUAUAUUGCCCAUCAUAUACGUAUAUAAUACCUAUACUUUUAAGGAACGCACUUGAUUUUUUCAUCUAUAAUAUAUUUUUCUAUUGUAUUGUUUAAUAUAUUACCGAUAUUUUGUAUACAACGUUUUCUUUGUAUCAAUUUUUGUUAUACAGUUAUGUGUACCUAGGAUAACUUUUAUGCAAUUACUAAAAAUAUAAUU
Messenger RNA from Adelges cooleyi (spruce gall adelgid), 1588 nucleotides. RefSeq names its product hydroxylysine kinase-like. The transcript has 8 exons. Gene Ontology annotation, molecular function: protein kinase activity; amino acid kinase activity. Gene Ontology annotation, biological process: protein phosphorylation. Lineage: Eukaryota; Metazoa; Arthropoda; Insecta; Hemiptera; Adelgidae. Bases 291 to 1349 code for a protein of 352 amino acids. The record is from RefSeq and is a predicted model, not a curated record.